Messenger RNA from Uloborus diversus, 870 nucleotides. RefSeq names its product ankyrin repeat, SAM and basic leucine zipper domain-containing protein 1-like. The transcript has 5 exons. NCBI's taxonomy places the organism in Eukaryota, Metazoa, Arthropoda, Arachnida, Araneae, Uloboridae. Bases 1 to 870 code for a protein of 289 amino acids. The record is from RefSeq and is a predicted model, not a curated record. Gene Ontology annotation, molecular function: protein binding.
AUGAUUAAAGCCAUCGUCUCUAAUAGAUCCAAGGGAAUCACCGAGUCAAACAACAUCAUCAAUAUUGGAACCACCUCUGUCUCCUCCGCCCUGGCUCAAGCCAACGCUUUCUGCUUCCAUUAUUGCUCCCGCUCGUCUCUUCCUGGCAUCCCACUUGACUUUAACUUUAAUCAUAGCCACCAUUUAGAUAAAAACUUCAGCAUUCAAGAACUGAACAUUGCUAUCAACCAUAUGAAGAACACCUCCCCCGGCGAAGACGGGAUCCCCGCAAAAAUCUUCAAACUUAUGCCUGACAAAAUCAAAACCAACCUCCUAAAGCACCUCAACUCCAUGUGGGACAACGUCACCAUCCCCGAUAAUUGGAAAACUUCUAUCAUUAUUCCUAUAAAGAAACCUAAUAAACCCGCUGCUGACAUCUCCUCUUACAGACCUAUCGCCUUAGCUCUGGCAAUGAAUAAAUCAGUGGCUUUUGAGGCAUUGAUAUCUAGAAUAGCUGAAGGGGAUGUGGCAAAUUUGCGAAAUAUUUUGCUCAACAAGCAUUGUUCUGCCAAUGAAUGUGAUGAGUUUGGCCAAACUCUUUUGAUGAUAGCUGCUCAACAAGGACAGAUUGCCAUUGUCAAUGAAUUACUUGCGCAUGGAGCAGAUGUUAAUGCUGAAGAUGCGGACAAUUGGUCGGCAUUGACAAAUGCUGCAAAGUUUGGUUUUAAAGAGAUUGUGGUGAAGUUGUUAGAUCAUGGAGCAGAUAUUGAACAUAGAGAUAUGCAUGGCACCUCACCACUGGUAUGGGCAUGCCGGAAAGGUUACACAGAAAUUGUUCCUCUUAUUCUUGAAGCUGGAGCCAAUGUUGAUACUGCGGGCAUGGUAACGUAA